AUGAUCAAUGCACGCAAGCAGAGAGUGCUGGCUAUUGCCGCACUGUGCUUCAUGAUCAUUCUGUUUGUGUCUGUGACCAAUACCGGCGAGAAGAAGCCACAGCUGCUUGCUGGAGAGCGGUCCUAUUCUCCCACGCCGGGCAACAAUAAGCUGGCCCAGGCUGGAGGAAACGUGAACCAGCUGGUCAAGGACAAGUCAGGGGUGAUUGACGAGUCGAAGGUGAAACAGGCAGAGGAGUUUUCCAACAUAAAGCCUCCUGUGAAGGCUCCUAGCGGCGAUUCGUCGCAGAAGAAGAUCACAGCAGACACAUCGAAGAAAGCCGGAUCGGCCAAAGAGAAUUUGGCCAUCAAAGAUCAAAAGGGUACCUCAGACACGAAGGAACAGAAGGCGGCCGAUUCUAAGGAUCCACUUGGAAACAGCGUCGCCAAAGACGAAGCCAAAGCGGACAUCCAGCGUUCCAACAUAGACUCUAAAAAACUGGUUGAUUCGGACAUCAAGAAGGUGGCAGACACUGAGGAGAACGCCGAGUUCGACGCAGCCAAGGAGUUCAAGGAAAUCCUCAGUCUUUCGCCUGUGGCUAUUUUCUCCAAGUCAUACUGUCCCUACUCGAAAAAACUCAAGGAUCUGCUGCAAACAGGCUACGACAUCACUCCUCAGCCCACCGUUGUUGAGCUGGAUCUCCACAAGCACGGCAAGGAGCUUCAGGACUACAUUGCCUCGGUGUCAGGCAGAAGAACCGUGCCGAACCUUUUUGUCAACGGCGUCAGCCGUGGUGGCUCGGACGAAAUGAGCGCUUUGCAUGCAGACAACAGGCUACUCGACGAGCUCGCUGCCUGGGGAGGUUCAAAGAUCAAGGUCGAGAAGAUUAAUAGGCCGUCGAACUCGUAA
Messenger RNA from Ogataea angusta, 888 nucleotides. RefSeq lists its product as uncharacterized. Gene Ontology annotation, biological process: cellular response to oxidative stress. The coding region runs from base 1 to 888 and encodes 295 amino acids. Gene Ontology annotation, molecular function: glutathione disulfide oxidoreductase activity. The transcript has a single exon. Gene Ontology annotation, cellular component: Golgi lumen; fungal-type vacuole; cytoplasm. NCBI's taxonomy places the organism in Eukaryota, Fungi, Ascomycota, Pichiomycetes, Pichiales, Pichiaceae. The record is from RefSeq and is a predicted model, not a curated record.